This is a messenger RNA of Coffea eugenioides, 2489 nucleotides long. Its product is annotated as E4 SUMO-protein ligase PIAL2-like. Gene Ontology annotation, molecular function: SUMO ligase activity; zinc ion binding. Lineage: Eukaryota; Viridiplantae; Streptophyta; Magnoliopsida; Gentianales; Rubiaceae. The transcript has 16 exons. Gene Ontology annotation, biological process: protein sumoylation. The coding region runs from base 251 to 2257 and encodes 668 amino acids. The record is from RefSeq and is a predicted model, not a curated record.
UUGGCUUUCUGCUGGCGAUGGUCUCUAGAAGACCAAAAGGACGGUAAGGACUGCUUACCUUAAUUGUCAGACUCCGUCCCAGAAUUCACAUAAACCCAACGCCUCAUUCAAAUCAUAACAGCUCUGCCACCACUCACCACACCAGUUAUACAUCAGCCGCAAAUAAACCAGGUUUAAGAAAAUUAAACCAAAAAAGGAAAAAAAAUUGCAGCCUUAAUAAUCCAGAGCGACAGAGAUAUAGUGGGGAGUGAUGCAACAGCAGCCUUGCACAGGGGAACCUUCCACCACCACCACCUGCAGCAGCAGGGUGGUGAAAGCCUUGCCGGAUGCCAGGGAUGGGGCAGCGUCGAUCCUGGUAGCUAAGGUUGUGGACUUGAUGUCCAUGCAUUUGGAUGCUGGGGUUCUCCUCAACAAUCCUCCUCUACUAGCCGACCUCUGCUUCUCCUUGGCCAAAGGUAUUGACCAUGCAGUUGCAAACAAUGAGGUCCCCAGGAGAUGUUGCGAUUUACCCCCACUGUUGAAACAGGUGUAUGGAUCUCCUAAUAAUUUGGCUGUCCAAGUGGGUUUAAUGAUGCUCACAAUGUCUAUUCAGUGCGCUUGUAAGCUUGAGUGGUUUUCUGAUCAAGAAACUGAUGAUCUCCUAAAACUUGCCAAGGAGACCAUGAAAUCCUUCUCAGAUCCUGAGUAUAUUCUCAUUGAACCAGCUCAUGCCUCUUACUGGGUGUCAGCAGUAAUGUCAAGAUUCUACCCAAACAUGAAGGUAGAGAGAUUGCUUUUUUCUGUACAACUGCAGUCUGGGUAUAGAUUUUGUGUGGCCAACUUCCCAAUCAGAAGGGGUACAAUAUCUCCAAAGCAGGAAAAAGUACACCUACUUGUAGUUCACGUAGACAACUUGGCGACAUCUGCCUGUAUCAUCACUCCAGCAGAAGCGAACUUCCUUUUAAAUGGACAAGGAGUAGAAGGAAGGACUAUUGUAUCAAUGGACAAAGGGCCUCAACUUCCUACAAACGUGACCGGAAAGCUUAAAUUUGGAGUUAAUUGUCUGCAAGCCAUUGGUCAAUUUAAGGGUAAUUAUCUUGUUGUCAUUGCUGUGAUGACUACUACACAAUCUUUUAAUCUGCUGGAGCUGCAAGAUGUAAAGCCAAUUGCUUUAACUAACUCAGAAACUCAGACCAUGCAGAUGUCAUCGAGAAUUUCACUCAACUGCCCCAUAAGCAAAUCUCGUAUAAAAAUGCCUGCGAAAGGGAAACUCUGCAAGCACUUUCAGUGCUUUGAUUAUGACAACUUCCUGGAGAUCAACUCAAAGAGACCUUCUUGGGAAUGUCCUCAUUGCAAGCAGCCAGUUUGCUAUGUGGACAUAUGCAUCGACCCGAAUUUUGUAAAGGUCUUGAGUGAGGCAGAAGAAAAGGUUGUUAAUGUUAUUAUGUCAGCAAAUGGAGCAUGGAAAGAAGACAAGGACCAUCCCUCUCAAAUGUCUGGAGACAGUCAAGUUGGGCACCAGAAUGAUGAGAGUAGGUCUACAACAGACAGAAGCACAUCUUUGCAGAAUUACAAUGAAAUUGUUUCUGCUGCUGGAACUUCUGUGCCCACACAGAAGCCCCCAUUAAAUGUGCUGUGCUCAGCAUUUAACAUCAAGGGUCCAGCAAACAAUGGCUCUCAUCACAAUUCUGUCCAGCUUCUUCAAAAAGAUGGUCCUCCUCAUGCACAAAGCUCAGGUGCUAACAUUUCCUCAACCAGGCUGUCCUUCAAGCAGCAAAUUCAACAGCACUGGAGUCUUUCAAACUUGAACACAGGUGAAGCCUUGAGCAACACUGAGAGUGUGGUCUGCAGUUCAGUUCCCGCUCCAAUGGAACCAGGGGAAAGAAUUGCGACAAUCCAAACCAGCAGUGCUGUUCAUCAAGCUGCCCGCUUACCAAAAGACGCUCCUUUUCUAUUCACAACACCAAGAGCAAGCUCGAGGAUGAAUUCUAUGAUGGUUGAUUCAACAGUGGUCGUUGAGGCAAGAAGAAUUAGAAAUGAUGAACUGCAGUCGUUAGAUGCAGCUGAUGGUGAAUCAGCACAUUGGAGGCCUACAAAUAGGAUGAGGGGUGGCCUUAGAGGUGAGGCUUAUUCUGCUGCACUACAACAGUUUGGCAUUCAACCAACACUGCGGGCACAAGCUUCGCGACCCCCUUUCAGUGCAGUAUCUAUUCGUGGGCCAAUAACCAAUGCUGUUGCUGAUAGAAGUGCAAGCGCUUCUCAAACGAAGAAGUCAUAAAAGCGUAGUUUGUAGAUUCGACUAAUCCAUUGUUAAGGAGCUGAAGCAGCCAUUCGUGGGAGUGUGCUGUGAGAUAGGCUUGUAUGGUUACGUGUAGAUCUUGGCAGAAUGAACAGAUUAGACUCUACAGUUUUUGUUUUUUCUAUUUAAUUGCUUACAAAUAAAUACAUAUUUAGCCAUCAUCGUUCAUUUAGAACUGAAUACAAAGAGCCCAUUACAGUUUUUGUUGCAA